Prorocentrum cordatum is the source of this 1023-nucleotide messenger RNA. The record is from the annotation of a GenBank genome assembly. Lineage: Eukaryota; Dinophyceae; Prorocentrales; Prorocentraceae.
AUGACCUCGGCCGAACCGGACUACGCGCCCUCCCGGCUGCCCGUGAACACGCACGGCGGCCUGCUGGCCUUCGGCGCGCCGUGGGAGGUGCCCGCCAUGUACAACGUCAUCGAGGCCGUGGAGCAGCUGGCCGGGCGCGCAGGGGGCAGGCAGGUGCCCGGCGCCAGGCGGGCGCUGGUGUACGGCAACGGGGGGAUCUUCUCCCACAGCGCCGUCGCCAUCCUCGCGGCGCCGGUGGACGGGAGCGCCAGCCCGCCGCCCGACGCGAGAGGCCGGCGCCGGGGCUCGCCGAAGAAGGCCCCGCGGCCGCCGAAGGAGGACGCUGCGCGGGACCCGCGGCCCCCGGAGGAGCAGGCCUCCGCCCCGCCGCCGCCGAAGCGGCGGAACUGCCUGGAGAUGGGCGUGCCCGCGAAGCCCAGCGCGGCCGCGGCCGAGGCGGAGCGGAGGGCGGCGCGCGAGGCGAAGGAGGCCGAGCGGAAGCUGCAGGAGCAGGCGGAGCUGGAGGCGAAGCGGAGGCGCGAGGAGCAGGAGCGGCGGCAGCUCGAGCUCCAGCGGAAGCGGCAGGAGGAGGAGAAGAGGCAGCGCGAGGCCGAGGAGCGCCGCCGGGAGCAGGCCAGGCGGCGGCAGAAGCAGGAGCAGGAGGAGGACGCCGAGGCGCCGCAGGACUUCGUGCAGCUGCAGACGCGCCGCAUGGGGGCCGUCGAGCUGCGCAGGCAGCGCGAGGAGGAGGAGCGCCAACGGCUCGAGGCGGAGCUGCAGCGGAAGGAGGAGGCCGAGCAGGAGCGCCGGAGGGAGCGUUGGGAGCUCCGCCGCAUGGUGGAGGAGGACCGCCGGCGGCAGAAGAUGGAGGUGGAGGAGCGCCGAGCGUGGAGGGAGGCGCAGAAGAAGAGGGAGGCCGAGAGGCGCAGGCUCGAGGCCGAGGCCGCGGCGAAGAGGCGGUCCGAGGAGGAGGCCGCCGCGGAGAGUCGGCGCAAGGCCGAGGAGGAGGAGAAGAGGCGCCAGCAGGAGGCGAAGCUGAAGGAG